GAAUUAUUCAACAAUUGGACUUGAAUUGUUCUAGAUUUUCAUUUGUUGCCUGUUUUUAUGUUUGUUUUUUUUUGUAAAACGAUAAUUGCAGUGUACAAAAAAUAUUUGUAGUUUCUAUUUCUUUUUCUUGAAAUUUCGUUACUCAUAAGACUACUGAUACAUUCACACAUCAUUGCUUCUCAUAAUUGUUAAGAUUUUUCAAAUCGUAACCAUGAAUGUUCUACCAGCUCAACCGAUUGGUAUACAAAGUACUGCUGGUGCGGUGCCAGUUCGAAAUGAAAAAGGUGAAAUAUCUAUGCAAAAGGUGAAAGUUCAAAGAUAUAUAUCAGGAAAAAAGCCAGAUUAUGCUCAAGGAGUAUCAUCAUCUGAAGAAUCAGAUGCUGAAGACUUUAUAGAACAACAAAGACCAGAGAGAAGGCAUAUUAUUGCUCCUGUUAUUGGAAAAGAUGACCACAGUGAUUCAGAGCAAGAAGUUGAUGACCCUCGGUUGCGCCGUCUUCGUAUGGCAGUGCAGUCGCCUCCGCGACGCUCGGAGCACAAACCGGAGAUUAUCGACGCCGAACCUGAAGAGCCUGAACCAGAAUCCAGUGAAGAUGAGGCUCGGCAUAGUUCCGAGAGUGAAGACGAACUGGAUGAAGAUGAGAUUGAGCGACGUAGGCAGGCUGUUAAAGCUAAAUUGGCUGCAAGAGAGGCAGAGAAGGAGGUUUUAGGGCGGGAUGAUGAGGAAGAAAUGUUGGAUGGCGAUAAAGAGGAGAGUGGCUCUUCAGACACAGAUUACACUGACAGUGAAGAGGAAACUGGGCCAAGAGUAAAGCCAGUAUUCGUAAGAGCGUCAGAAAGGAUGACAGUAGCCGAGCGGGAAAGGAAAGUGAAACAACAGAAGAAGGAAGAAGUGGAAGCGAGAAGGGAAAAGGAGGAGAAAAGAAGAGAGGCGUUGAAGCUAGUUGAGGAGACUAUACGUGCGGAGCAGAAGAAUACUCAGGCAGAACAAAAGGAAGCGAAUAUAAACGACGUAUGCACUGACGACGAGAAUGACGAGCUGGAGUACGAAGCUUGGAAGCUGCGCGAAAUGAAGAGGAUAAAGCGGGACAAGGAAGAACGAGAGGCCGUGGAGAAGGAGUGGCUGCAAACGGAGCGCUUGCGCAACAUGACCGACGACGAGCGGCGCGUCGAGCAGCGACUCAACCCCAAGCUGAUCACCAACAAGCCGGUCAAGGGCAAAUACAAGUUCCUGCAGAAGUACUACCACAGAGGUGCAUUUUAUUUGGACAAAGAGGAGGAUGUUUUCAAACAAGAUUUCUCUGGAGCGACACUGGACGAUCACUUUGAUAAGACUGUUUUGCCGAAGGUGAUGCAAGUAAAGAAAUUCGGUCGCUCCGGUCGCACAAAGUACACGCACCUGGUAGACCAAGAUACCACAGAGUUCGACUCGGCUUGGAACAAUGAAAGCGCCGCUGCGCGCUUAGCUAACUUCAGAGGAGGCAUGAAACAGGUGUUCGAGAAACCAUCAGCGAAAAGGAAACAUGCUGUAUAAUACAAAGAGUUUCACAAUAGGAACAUGCUGUAGAAAAGAAAAUAAGAGUUUUAAAGGAACAUUCUGUACACUGUUUGAGAAUGUGGUAAUAGACAAUUAGAGUUUUAAAAAAGGAACAUCCCUGUGUUAGAAUGUUGAAAAAAAAUGGAAAUAGCAUAAUGGAAUACGAUAGAAGGUUCACAGUGAAGUGUUCAAGUAAAUAAUAAUGAAGAAUAUGUAAUUUUUGUAAAGUCACAGUAAAAAUGAAAUAAUAAAAAGAUUUUAUGUUAAAAAAAUGGUUGAAGUUAAUGUCAUUAUUUUUAGUACGAAUAAAGUAUAAGCUAAACUGUAUGCUAUCAGAGUUGGAAAAUGUUUAGAAUUAAAACUAAUUUUAAUAUGUUCAAAAAGUGUUCAAUAUAAGAAAUUAAAAUAUCGAUGACU
Messenger RNA from Zerene cesonia (dogface butterfly), 1954 nucleotides. RefSeq names its product microfibrillar-associated protein 1-like. The record is from RefSeq and is a predicted model, not a curated record. The coding region runs from base 212 to 1534 and encodes 440 amino acids. Gene Ontology annotation, cellular component: U2-type spliceosomal complex. The transcript is spliced from 9 exons. Gene Ontology annotation, biological process: mRNA splicing, via spliceosome. Gene Ontology annotation, molecular function: RNA binding. NCBI's taxonomy places the organism in Eukaryota, Metazoa, Arthropoda, Insecta, Lepidoptera, Pieridae.